Molecule: messenger RNA, 3824 nt
Organism: Apus apus (common swift)
Lineage: Eukaryota; Metazoa; Chordata; Aves; Apodiformes; Apodidae
Gene: SEC61A1
Product: SEC61 translocon subunit alpha 1
Exons: 12
Coding region: 432-1703 (423 amino acids)
Biological process (GO): post-translational protein targeting to membrane, translocation; SRP-dependent cotranslational protein targeting to membrane, translocation
Cellular component (GO): membrane; Sec61 translocon complex
Molecular function (GO): transmembrane protein transporter activity; signal sequence receptor activity; ribosome binding
Source: RefSeq, a predicted model, not a curated record
GCCACUCGGGGUGUUCACCAGGCUCCAGACUUCUGAGGAGCCCAUCGCUCCAGCAGCAGAUCAGCUUUGAAGGAUGGAAAAAAGACAAUAUAAGCUGCCUGGAUUUAAGGAUACUCAUCUUUCAGCAGGUUCUAGCCACAACCCAAAUCUGUGGCUCAGUCUCAUUGCAAAUAAAGCCUGCCUGCUCUGCAGUGCUGCUGGUCCUCUGGCUAUGGCUGGGUUGGAAGGAGGUGACCUGCAUUCUACUUAGUCCUGCCACUGCCUCGCUGCGUGAUGCUGUAAAAUUUCUUGAAGUAAUCAAGCCCUUCUGUGUUAUCUUGCCUGAAAUCCAAAAGCCAGAACGGAAGAUUCAGUUUAAGGAAAAGGUGCUAUGGACAGCUAUCACACUCUUCAUCUUCUUAGUAUGCUGCCAGAUUCCCUUGUUUGGUAUCAUGUCAUCAGACUCAGCAGAUCCUUUCUACUGGAUGAGAGUGAUUUUGGCUUCAAAUAGAGGUACAUUGAUGGAGCUGGGGAUUUCACCUAUUGUCACUUCUGGGCUCAUAAUGCAGCUCUUGGCAGGUGCCAAGAUAAUUGAAGUUGGUGACACUCCAAAGGACAGAGCUCUCUUCAAUGGAGCACAGAAAUUGUUUGGAAUGAUCAUCACCAUUGGACAGUCGAUUGUCUAUGUAAUGACUGGAAUGUAUGGAGACCCAUCUGAGAUGGGUGCUGGUAUCUGCUUGCUUAUUACAAUUCAGCUUUUUGUUGCUGGAUUGAUAGUUCUGCUGUUGGAUGAGCUCCUCCAGAAAGGAUAUGGUCUUGGUUCUGGAAUCUCUCUCUUCAUUGCUACCAAUAUCUGUGAGACUAUUGUGUGGAAGGCGUUCAGCCCCACCACAGUGAACACAGGACGAGGUAUGGAAUUUGAGGGAGCCAUCAUUGCUCUGUUCCAUCUUCUGGCUACUCGUACAGACAAAGUCAGAGCUCUUCGUGAGGCUUUUUACCGCCAGAAUCUCCCCAACCUUAUGAACCUGAUUGCCACCAUCUUCGUCUUUGCUAUUGUAAUUUAUUUCCAGGGCUUCAGAGUGGAUCUUCCUAUCAAAUCUGCUCGCUACCGUGGCCAGUACAACACCUACCCUAUCAAGUUGUUCUAUACUUCCAACAUUCCCAUCAUUCUUCAGUCAGCCCUGGUGUCAAACUUGUAUGUCAUCUCCCAGAUGCUUUCUGCUCGCUUCAGUGGCAACUUACUGGUUAGCCUGCUGGGCACUUGGUCUGACACAUCAUCUGGAGGCCCUGCUCGUGCUUACCCAGUUGGUGGACUCUGUUAUUAUCUGUCACCUCCAGAGUCCUUUUCUUCAGUGUUAGAAGACCCUGUACAUGCAGUUGUUUAUAUUGUAUUUAUGUUGGGCUCCUGUGCUUUCUUCUCUAAGACAUGGAUUGAAGUCUCUGGCUCCUCUGCCAAAGAUGUUGCCAAACAGUUGAAAGAACAACAAAUGGUAAUGCGAGGCCACAGAGAAACUUCAAUGGUACAUGAACUUAACAGGUACAUCCCUACAGCUGCUGCAUUUGGUGGUCUCUGCAUUGGUGCCCUCUCCGUGUUGGCAGACUUCCUUGGGGCAAUUGGGUCUGGAACUGGAAUUUUGCUUGCUGUCACUAUCAUUUAUCAGUACUUUGAAAUUUUUGUAAAGGAACAGAGUGAAGUUGGCAGUAUGGGAGCUCUUCUUUUCUAAACCUAGCUUCUCAUGGACCCAGGAAAGAGGGGAGGAGCAUUCUCAAAAUAUAGCCAGUCAGGUGAAAAGAAGUAACAUCAACUUGACCAUGUCAUUCUAUGGGAACACAUAUUUUAAUAAUGUUUCCAAAGUGCAUUCCCUUAUGUUCAGACUUUUCUAGCAUACUGUUUGUGUUUUAUAAAUUGAUGAUGAAAAAUGUAGAAAAAAAUUUUUUUAAGAAAAUUGUUUUUUAAUUAUGUGUUUUAGGAGAAUCAGCUUUCUGAAUUGGAUUUAUUUCAGUGACUCUUGAAAUUUUUUUUUUGAGCCCCUUUCAAAUUUAUUAUACCUGAAGCCUUUACAGGUUUUAAUAAAUAAUUGUGGGGAGGGUUGAAUGCUUGGAAGUGAUUUUUUUUUUUUUUUUUUUCCAUUUAACUUGUUUUUGCAGCUCCUUUGCAGUAGUGGUGAGAAAAAUCUCUCCCUCUGAUGCUCAAGUUCCGUAAUUGUUCUAUUUUGUGGGUUUUUUUCAGUAUGGCAGAUUUGGAAGGCAGUUGUUUCUUUUUAGUAAACGAGAUCUCUAAUUCCAAAAUGUUUUGUCUUGUAAUUACUAUGCUAGACUUUGUCAGAUGUUGAAUAUUGGCUUGAGACUGUUGUCAAGUUUCUGUAUAAGACACGAAUGUGUUCUUUCCCACCACCACUCCUCCACAAGCAGAAAACUCAGGUCAAUCUAGAUUCUGCCAGGGUCUGUGCCUAAGAAUUCCAACUUUGAAACUUGGUCAUACUGGCAGCUUUGUAAAGCCUUCUGAUUAGUUUUAAUUGCCUUUAGUAGUAGAACUUGCUUGCUGAAAGAGUGGAUGUUAUGGCUGCUUAGGUGCAAAUCUGCUUGUGCUCUUUGCUGAAGCUGAGUUUCUUUCACUGAUAAUAAAUUCCAGUCGUGUUGCAAUCAGGAUGUUAUCUGACUACUCAUAUCUAGAGAAUUUUGAGACUCAUUACAACAAAGGAGUGUGAAAAGAAUGUGUUACUUCUCUGUUUCUAUAGAUCUAGACACGAGACCCUUGUCAGAUAACUCUGAGUUACUUUAGUAGAAGGCUUUUCCACCCUCUAAUCUCAUUGACUUGAAUGGUGUGUAGAAAAGUACUUUUUCAGGAGGUAUUUGUUACUCCUUAUUUUUGAGGAUCACACCUACAAACUGGAGAAGUUACAGGAGAAGGCUUUAAUGGACCAGAGUAAUACUUCAUUUUCCAUUUUAAUUUAGAUCAUCAGUACUAAUCAGGUGCCUAGGACCAAAUGCAAAUAUCUGUGUACAAGUCUUGUAAAUACACUUUUCCUCCAUCAGUAUUGCACAACGUGGAAAUCAGAAUGAGGAGUUAAAAUGUUGAGGAGUUAAAAUUUUUCUCUGUGUUGCAUCAACUUGCCUUCUGUGCAUGUUGGGCUGGCAGUGUGUGAGUGACUGUUUCUGCUUGGAAUGAUGGGACUGUUACAUACCCAAGGAACACAGAUGACACCCAGAAACCCUUCUUAGUGCAUUGAGCUCAAAUAGGAAAUGUGUGAGAAACCUGCAAAUUUGGAAUGUGGUACACCUAUCAAUAAAAAUGAAACUCCUGGGGUGAGGAUCAGAGUUGGAAAAAGAAUAAAAGUAUCAGGAUAAAGUAUCCAUGAAAUACUACCAACCAUUCACUAUUCAUACUAUAUUCAAAAUGUUUUGUUUUUUAUAAAGUAUAGAUGCCAGAGCACAAUUUUGAUGUGAAACAAAGGACGGUUAAAAGGAAAGGGAAGGAGCAUGAUGUGAUUCUUCUGCUUUGGGGAUAUUUGUGUUUUUUCCCAGGAAGCCCAAUACAAAUUCUGGUUUGAAAUUAAAAGGACUCCACUUCUGGGCAAGCAGUUCUGGCUGGGCUGGAGCUGGGCUUGUAUUUUUGGUCAUAUCAUCUGUUUGAACUAGUUGCAGUUCAGACCAUUAGCUCUUCAGUGUCUAAGCAGCACUUGUUCUAUGCAUCUGUAUUUUUGUUGUCCAGUGCUGGAAUCUUUGUUAUCAAGCAGCUAUGUCCUCAAAGCAGGACCUGCUGAUUGUACAGUGGAUGUUGACAAAAAGAAAUAAUGCCUAAACAAUCUGCUUUAUAAUGAAAUAAAGUACAUCUUUGGAGCUAA